UGUACAGGAAAAAAAAUAAAUAAAUGCAAAAUAAAAAUAAGGAACGAGGAAGAACCCCAAAAAAAAAAAAACAAUAUUUCAGUCUCAAAUCGAGGAAGACGCCUUAACAAGUGAACAACACAGAAGAGAAGAGAAGCUCCCUCCCUCCAUCAUCGCCCCGCCACCGUCAGCCACCGUCAGCCACUCUCUUGUUUUUUCCAUUCCAAUUUCUCCACCUCCAUUUCUUCUUAUUAUUUCUUCAGCUCCGCUCCAUUGCCGCCACCUGAUUGCUUCAACUAUCUCUCCCUCUGCUUCCACCUCACGGUGAUGAUUGCCUGAAUGAAUAGAGGUACAUGGUAAUCCGGAUAUAAUUAUCGGCUGAUUAAUGGGCAUUAAUGGCCGCUGUUGCCAACAGUGUCCUCUAGGUGAUUUUCUUGUAGUGAUUGUACAAUGGUUUGAAGAACUUAAGACUGUUGAUAUAGAGUAAUAGGUAGCAGAGAGAUGGACAAACCUGCUAAAGAGAAAGAGAAGGAGACGAAGACAACACCUGCUACUUCGCAGGAGCAGCCUGCGACUACUAGUACUGGCACUGUUAAUCCUGACUGGUCGGGAUUUCAGGCAUAUUCUCCAAUACCUCCACAUGGAUUCAUGGCCUCAAGUCCUCAAGCUCACCCGUAUAUGUGGGGGGUUCAGCAUAUUAUGCCACCAUAUGGUACCCCUCCACACCCAUAUGUUGCAAUGUAUCCCCAUGGCGGGUUAUAUGCUCACCCGUCUAUGCCUCCUGGAUCCUAUCCUUUUAGCCCGUUUGCUAUGCCUACUCCAAAUGGCAUUGUAGAGGCUUCUGGUAACACACCUGGAAGCAUGGAAGCAGAUGGUAAGCCAUCUGAGGUAAAGGAAAAAUUACCAAUAAAACGAUCAAAGGGAAGCUUGGGCAGUUUGAAUAUGAUUACAGGGAAGAAUAACGAGCUUGGCAAAACAUCAGGAGCCUCUGCUAAUGGAGUUUAUUCCAAAAGUGCUGAGAGUGCUAGUGAUGGUACAAGUGAAGGAAGUGAUGCAAAUUCUCAGAGUGACUCCCAAUUGAAGUCAGGGGGCAGGCAAGAUUCUUUGGAAGGUGAUGUAUCUCAGAAUGGCAGUUCAGCACAUGGUUCUCAGAAUGGAGCACCGCAUACCAUGUUGAAUCAAGCAAUGGCCAUCAUGCCAAUAACAGCUGCUGGUGCUCCUGGUGCUGUUCCUGGUCCUGCAACAAACUUAAAUAUUGGGAUGGACUAUUGGGGUGCUCCACCUUCUGCUGCCAUGCCUGCAAUGCAUGGGAAGAUUCCAACUACCCCAGUAUCAGCAGGAAUAGUUACUGCUGGGUCUCGGGAUAGUGUUCAGUCACAGAUUCGGUUACAAGAUGAGAGAGAGAUGAAAAGACAGCGAAGAAAGCAGUCAAAUAGGGAAUCCGCUCGUCGAUCUAGGUUGCGCAAGCAGGCGGAAUGUGAUGAGCUGGCCCAGCGUGCUGACGUCUUAAAAGAAGAAAAUAACACUCUAAGAUCAGAAGUUAACCGGAUCAGGAGCGAGUAUGAGCAGCUUCUCUCAGAGAAUGCUUCUCUAAAGGAGAGGCUUGGAGAAAUUCCUGGUUGCGAAGAUAUACGGUCUGCCAGAAGUGAACCACAUUUGAGCAAUGACACCAAACAGAAUGCACAAACAGAACAGCACGGCGGCCACUAGGAUGAGUAACUCAGCUUUAUGAUGCCUUCCUGCAGGAGCACAAUCUAACCAAUUAGCAACAGUGAGUUUAUUUUGCAUAGCGUGUAGUUUGACCUUUGUCGAAGUUUUAACCUUUCAUAUUCUAGGAUACGUUCAUAUUUGCAUAUCAUAUUUAUCUCUGCUUGGGCUUACCUUUAAGAGUUGACGCCCGAAGAUGGUAUGUCGAGUGGGAAAUUAACGUCAUACCCUUGUUUGUUUCGUAAGGGUAGUCGCAUUCACACUUAUAGUUAAUAUGUAUUAAAUAUGGACAAUGGAUCCGUAACUUGGCAGAGUGAUUGAGUAUAGGAUGGUACUCUUAAACAGAAAUCUUGAUUUGUAAACUGGUUUACUUAUGUCUACUAUUUAUAUGUUGGUUGCAUUAGGCA
This is a messenger RNA of Pyrus x bretschneideri (Chinese white pear), 2093 nucleotides long. Its product is annotated as bZIP transcription factor 16. The record is from RefSeq and is a predicted model, not a curated record. Gene Ontology annotation, cellular component: nucleus. Lineage: Eukaryota; Viridiplantae; Streptophyta; Magnoliopsida; Rosales; Rosaceae. Gene Ontology annotation, molecular function: DNA-binding transcription factor activity; sequence-specific DNA binding. The transcript is spliced from 14 exons. Gene Ontology annotation, biological process: regulation of DNA-templated transcription. The coding region runs from base 481 to 1689 and encodes 402 amino acids.